UAAAAACCACUUGAAUCGCACCAUUAUGUUGUCACUAGUUUAAGUAGCGAUUUUGAAAAUUAGAAAUGUAAACUCUGAACCAAUGUUUUUUUUUUUUAAUUUACUCUUUAAAAAAAAAGUUCUAAACAGGUUAACAGUAACAGAGAUGCACCGAAGGCCACUGAAAUAGUUAUGAACUUGACUUUCACAUUUAUACGGCUUUGCCUUUUCACUGACCCAUUCAAACAGAACAUAAAGUCUAUAGAGACGUCAAAUUUAAUAAUGGUGACACACAUGUAGGAUUAAGCAUAUUUAAGUUCAUAAAAACAAAAAUUUACGAUAGGAAAUAUUAGGAAUACAAUGCGGAUCACACUGAGUAACUUUUUUAUAUAACCUCAAUAUUUUAAAAUAUAUGAAACGGCUUAUUUUUUUUACAGUUGCCCAGUAUGACUUGUAUAUUCAACUUAACUAUGUUUAAAUUAUUGUUUGGAAUUUACCGCUUCUAUAAUAUUUACAAGGAAAUGACACAAAUGUAAAGUCAGGAUAUUACAAUUUUUGUUUAUUUUCCUUGUAGCUGCUAAGAAACGUGCGGAACUUCGAUACGUUUCACGUGACACUGAUAUGAAAAUGUAAACAAAAUAAUUCAGAUAAUUUUUUGGUAGAAAUAUAAUAAAAUGCACUUCUCACUACUGCCUGUAGCGUCCUGCGUGGGGAGUCGGACUGCCCCGAACUGGUGGAGCAAAUGUUCUGCCGCCCCGGGUCAUGGACCAGUUGACCCUAAGCUUGCAUGCUUAUGCUGCCUAACACCGCCGGCCCUCGGCAGCAUUACUCUACUGAAGGCCGCAGCGGUGGCUAAGGGCGCUGCUUUACUAAAAGCAGCAGCGGUUGCUAAGGGUGCGGCCUUACUAGGAGCUGGAGCGCUCAUCAAGGGAGCAGCUAUUAAAGGAGCAAUCAAAGGCGCAGCAGCCAAAGGGGCAGCAAUUUUAGCAGCAAAGGGAGCCGCCGUGAAGGGCGCUCUGGCAAUCGCAGCCAAGGCUGCUGACAUCGCGGUCCAUAAGCUACCCCCAGUUAAACCAGUGCAGGUGAUCGAGCAGCCGGCUCCCGCACCCAUUGUGAUUCCAGCCUACCCUCUCUCCCCCCGGUGCUAAGCAGCCUCACCUCUUUGUUGGGUUCAGCCUCGAGUAUCGCGCACCACAAGAUUAACGCCGUCAGCAACGCGCUCCACCCUCCGCGUAUCGUCACUCCGAUCAGCGCACCUGUUUUAUAUGAAGUCCCUGAGGCUACGCAGUUCUACCCUCUAAUCCAGAGGGUCGAGGAAGACUGCCUGUGAGGUUAACACCAACGCAAAGCUAUUUAUAAUGUAGUAAUAAAAUAAUUAAUAACAUA
Messenger RNA from Leguminivora glycinivorella, 1365 nucleotides. Its product is annotated as mRNA decay activator protein ZFP36L3-like. Lineage: Eukaryota; Metazoa; Arthropoda; Insecta; Lepidoptera; Tortricidae. The transcript has 6 exons. The record is from RefSeq and is a predicted model, not a curated record. Bases 654 to 1127 code for a protein of 157 amino acids.